This is a messenger RNA of Alosa sapidissima (American shad), 1797 nucleotides long. RefSeq names its product 5-hydroxytryptamine receptor 4. The transcript is spliced from 8 exons. Gene Ontology annotation, molecular function: G protein-coupled serotonin receptor activity. Gene Ontology annotation, biological process: regulation of appetite; adenylate cyclase-activating adrenergic receptor signaling pathway; chemical synaptic transmission. The record is from RefSeq and is a predicted model, not a curated record. Lineage: Eukaryota; Metazoa; Chordata; Actinopteri; Clupeiformes; Clupeidae. Bases 169 to 1476 code for a protein of 435 amino acids. Gene Ontology annotation, cellular component: plasma membrane.
GCCAAAAUGGCUUUGAUCCGUUUCAAAGUUCCGAGGUAACCUAAUAUGAAAGCCCACGGUGGCCCAACGCGGUCCUGGCAUCUCCUGCGUUUUAGACCACAAGCCGCCUGAUGUGGAGAGUCAUGUAGAGGUGUCCCAUCUGACCAGCACUGAUGACGGUUUCCAGUGAUGGCCACACAACCAGACCCAGCUGAGGAUUCAGUUGAUGACCUGGUGGACACCACUAAUGUUUUGAACUCUCUGGAGAGGAUUAUCCUUACCCUCUUCCUGGCGGUCAUCAUCGUUAUGACGGUCCUGGGGAACCUCCUGGUCAUGGUGGCCCUUUGCAAAGACAGACAGCUACGGAAAAAGAAGACCAACUACUUCAUUGUGUCGCUGGCUUUCGCGGAUCUCUUAGUCGCUCUUCUGGUCAUGCCAUUCGCUGCCAUCGAGUUGACCACAGGCCAGUGGAGGUAUGGCGAGACCUUUUGUCUCAUUCGGACAUCCUUGGACGUGCUGCUCACCACAGCGUCUAUACUGCACCUGUGCUGCAUAGCGCUGGACAGGUACUAUGCCAUUUGCUGUCAGCCGCUGGUCUACAGGAACAAAAUGACCCCGUUGAGGGUGACUCUGAUGCUGGGAGGAUGCUGGGUGAUCCCCUCCUUCAUCUCUUUCCUUCCCAUCAUGCAAAGCUGGAACGUUAUCGGCAUCGAGGACAUUAUCGAGCAGAGGAAGUUCAGCAGUACCAACGAGACGUACUGCGUGUUCCUGGUCAACCGUCCGUACGCUCUCAUCUGCUCGGCCGUGGCCUUCUACGUGCCGCUGGGCCUGAUGGUGCUGGCCUACCAGCGCAUCUACGUGACGGCCAUGGAGCACGCCCGGCAGAUCGGCACCCUCCAACGCGCCGGCUCCGCCCCGGAGUACCUGAGCAGCGCCGGGGGUGGAGGGGGCUCCUCGUCGGAGACGCACGGCGGCUCCAGCAGCAGCCGCAUCAAGAUCGAGACCAAGGCGGCCAAGACGCUGGCGGUCAUCAUGGGCUGCUUCUGUCUGUGCUGGGCGCCCUUCUUCGUCACCAACGUGGUGGACCCGUUCAUCCAGUACACGGUCCCCUGGCAGAUGUGGACCGCGUGGCUGUGGCUGGGCUAUGUGAACUCGGGACUCAACCCGUUCCUCUACGCCUUCCUGAACCGGGCCUUCCGCCGGGCCUUCCUCAUGAUCCUGUGCUGCGGGGACGAGCGGUACGUGCGCCAGGGCAGCUACGGGCCCUCACGAGCGCACUCAGGCUCGGCCAAUGGCACGACCAUCGCUCUCAGGAACACACGUUAUGAGGUGCCAUUGCCAACCCUGCAGCAGCUUCUGAAAAACAGUUACAGUGGAAACACCCAUUGCAACAGGAUGUCUAGAUUAUCUCUUCUGCCCAACCGGAGCUACAGUGACAAUGGGCGACGCAUUCUAUCGAGUGAGCUUGAGUCUCAGGACUCUGUUGGUGCUCUAUGACACUCAUACGAUAAACUGCACACAGAAUGGACAUCAAGUGUGGACUCCUCAUUCUCAGCCCUGGGCCAGCAGAGAGAAUCUAGAAGCUUCUCUUCUACUAGGAAAGGGACAUAAAGCUAUUUAAAGACAUUAAAGGACAUAUUGAAAAGACAUUAUUCCAUGUCUCCGGAUGGUAUUUAUGCUACUUGCGAGACCAUUUUUAUGGCGUUGUUGAGGGUUCUUGUGCGAUUGUGCACUGUACAACACUGCCUUGUGAAUGUACGUCAGCUUUUAAAGCCUCAACAGCAGCUAAAUGAAGGCACUUAUGUUUUAAGAGCUCAA